Messenger RNA from Anopheles maculipalpis, 1591 nucleotides. It is a transcript of the gene l(3)77CDf, whose product is annotated as phosphatidylserine synthase. The coding region runs from base 101 to 1591 and encodes 496 amino acids. The transcript has 6 exons. The record is from RefSeq and is a predicted model, not a curated record. Lineage: Eukaryota; Metazoa; Arthropoda; Insecta; Diptera; Culicidae. Gene Ontology annotation, molecular function: L-serine-phosphatidylethanolamine phosphatidyltransferase activity. Gene Ontology annotation, biological process: phosphatidylserine biosynthetic process.
UAGUGUGAGGUCUUGCCUCGGUGUACGGAUAGCAGAACUGGCCCAGAACGCGGAACCGGAACCCUAUCCGGACGGUGUUAUUGUGCUGAGCCACCGAAACAUGAAGAAGCGGAACAGUCCGCCACCGACGAUGGCGGACGGUGGUGGCAUUGGCAGUGAAACGCUGCUGCAUGCCUCACAGCACACGAUGGCGGUCAACGAGUUUAAGUUCAUUAACGAGCGGCCGGUGGACGAUAUCUCGCUGAACUUCUUCUACAAACCACACACGAUCACGCUGCUGGCCGUUUCGAUAUUCGGUGUGAUGUACUUUGCCUUUGUCCGUAAUCAGUCCGAUAUACAGGAGAACAUAUGGGCCGGCAUGCUGUGCGUGAUAUUCUUCUUCCUGAUCAUUUCGGUGCUUGCGUUCCCGAACGGCCCAUUUACCCGGCCCCAUCCAGUAGUUUGGCGGAUGCUGUUCGGUCUGUCGGUGCUGUACCUGAUGCUGCUACAGUUUCUAAUGUUCCAGGACUAUAAAUCCAUCAUGGGCAUCUUCUACUGGUUCGAUCCGAAGCUGAGAGAUUUUCACAUCGACAUGGAGAAGCAAUACGCCGCCAACUGUUCGGACAUGUCAUUCGAACGCAUCUGGUCUCACGUGGACGUGUUCGCGUGGGGUCACUUUCUUGGUUGGGCCUUUAAGGCCGUCCUGAUCCGGCAUAUGGGCAUCCUGUGGGCGAUCUCGGUGAUGUGGGAAAUUACGGAAAUUACGUUCGCCCAUCUGCUGCCGAACUUUGCCGAAUGUUGGUGGGAUGCACUGAUACUGGAUGUGCUCGUUUGCAACGGGUUCGGCAUUUGGUGUGGGCUGAAGAUCUGCAAGCUGUUGGAAAUGCGCGAAUAUAAGUGGGCCAGCAUACGGGACAUUUCGUCCACUACUGGGAAGCUAAAGCGAGCGGUGUUGCAGUUUACGCCGGAAAGUUGGGCACCGGUACGGUGGCUCGAUCCAAAGUGUACCUAUAUGCGAUUUUUCGCGGUGUGUCAGUUGGUGUUGCUUUGGCAGUUAACCGAAUUAAACACCUUCUUCUUGAAGCACAUUUUUGAAAUGCCCCCAUCACAUCCGGUCGUCAUUGGACGGCUCGUGUUUGUCGGUCUGUUUACUGCACCCUCGGUACGACAGUACUACAUCUACGUUACGGACACGCGCUGCAAGCGGCUGGGCACCCAGUGCUGGGUGUACAUUGCCAUCCUUGUGUCGGAAGCGAUUCUAUGCAUUAAAAAUGGGAAGGAACUGUUUGAGCGCACCCAGGUGAAGAAUAUCGUCGUAUGGCUAAUCAUACAGGCGGUACUGUCGGUGCUGUUUGUGUAUGGAUGCAUGCUGUGGCAUCGAUACGUAGCGGAAGACGAUUCGAGGGACGGAUCUCCGGUGAAACAGAUGAACCGUACGUUCAAGGAUUCUGCCAUCGUAUCGGGUGACUCGAAAGGAAGCAAAGGUGCUGGUGGUUCCUCGGCAAAAAAUUCACCCCAAUCUACGCCAACCAAAAAAGCGCGAUCUCAGCAAGGGAACCAUAACGUUUCUCAAGGCACCACCGGCAAAUCGGUCCGCGAACAUCUUGAGUAA